AUGGGAAGAGCAGAGAAAAUGAAAGAAGUGUACAAACCACGAACAGAUACAACGGACCUUUAUAAUCAAAGGAACGUGCCAGCCACGGUUUUCUCUCAAUCUCAUAUUCUUCAACAUGGCCCCUCUCAGAUUUCUGCCAUGCCUCAUCCUCUUGUUCCACCUCCUUCUUCCCUCAUAAACACCCUUUUCUUCUUGUCACUCUUCUUCCCAACAUCUAUAUCUAGUGAUGCUGAAGGUUACACAGCAUGUGAACCUUUUAGCUGUGGGAAAUUCAACAAUAUUAGGUACCCAUUUUGGAGUAAGGACCAACAAGAUUAUUGUGGGCAUCCAAAGUUCAUGCUUGAUUGCCAACAAGACAACGUGACAAUUGACAUCAUGUCACAGACAUUCCAAGUCAUUGAUAUGGAUCAGAUAUCUAAGGUUUUGAAGAUUGCAAGGUUGGAUUUAUGGACCAACCCUUGUACUAAUGACUAUGUCAAUGUUAAGUUGGAUUCAAAUUUCUUCAGCAACACUUCCAAUGAUGUUGAGUACACUUUGUUAUAUGACUGCGGCCCUCUUGGAUAUAUGUCUAGCAGUGUGAAUAUGGAGGAGCAAUACAAUUUAAUUGCCCCAAUAGGUGGUGGUCUCCAAGCUGGAUUCUUUGUGUUGAGUACUGAAGUGGUUAAUUUCAAUAGUCUGAGUUGCAAGAAUGGCAUCACUGUUUAUGUUCUAAAAGAGGCUGUGAAGAAUGAUUCGGUUGUGGACAAUGUUUUAGGAAGAGGAUUUGAGGUUGGAUGGAGUGGUGCUAAUGAAGAUCAAUGUAAUGGUUGCUCAAAAUCUGGUGGGAGAUGUGGACACAAAGCAUCUAUGGAUGCAUUUAUGUGUCUCUGUCCUAAUCAGCAAUCUGAUGGUGAGUUUUGUAAGAAUAUCCUAGCAAGGUCCCCAGAACCAACACCUAGAUCAACACCAGAAAAUGGGAAAAAUGUGACAAGGCAGGCACAGCGAGAAAGAGGAUAUUCUCCUCCCGAAAAAAAUUGGAUAUACCGCAAGUUAGAGCAAGAUGAAGAUUUGAGAUCUGACGGGGUGAUAACCACAGAAGAAAGAGAGACAGAAAGGAGAAUGAUUGUACUCUGUCCCAGGAAAGAAAGCAUUUGUUCUAUGUCUGACACUAGAAGGACACUGAAGUAUGUUGCUCCAGAAAUGGUAAAUACUCAUUCUGGUGGGGUUUCGCACAAGUCCGAUGUUUAUAGUUAUGGGAUGAUGAUGCUGCUAGAAGUGAUAGGAGGGAGGAAGAACAUAAAUGUUGAAGCUAAUCAUACAAGUGAUAUACUUUCUCCAUUUGAUACAGAGGAGACUUGA
This is a messenger RNA of Sphenostylis stenocarpa, 1338 nucleotides long. The record is from the annotation of a GenBank genome assembly. Lineage: Eukaryota; Viridiplantae; Streptophyta; Magnoliopsida; Fabales; Fabaceae.